This is a messenger RNA of Sitophilus oryzae (rice weevil), 391 nucleotides long. RefSeq names its product LIM domain only protein 3-like. The transcript has a single exon. The record is from RefSeq and is a predicted model, not a curated record. Lineage: Eukaryota; Metazoa; Arthropoda; Insecta; Coleoptera; Curculionidae. Gene Ontology annotation, cellular component: nucleus. Gene Ontology annotation, molecular function: transcription coactivator activity; DNA-binding transcription factor binding. The coding region runs from base 20 to 391 and encodes 123 amino acids. Gene Ontology annotation, biological process: positive regulation of transcription by RNA polymerase II.
GAACCGGCCUAACGGCCCUAUGAUGACGAUGGACGUGUCCAAAACCGAGGGUGGUACAAAGACCGCUAACUCGAGCGCAUCACCUCAAGAAUGCGCUGGAUGCUGCAAGCCCAUCACCGAGCGCUACCUCCUCAAAGCCCUCGACAUGUUCUGGCACGAGGACUGCCUCAAGUGCGGUUGCUGCGACUGCCGGCUGGGCGAAGUCGGAUCGACGCUCUACACCAAAGCUAAUUUGAUACUGUGCAAAAGGGACUAUUUGAGACUGUUCGGCAACACUGGCUAUUGUGCGGCCUGUAGUAAAGUUAUACCGGCGUUCGAGAUGGUGAUGAGGGCGAGAAGUAACGUGUACCAUUUGGAGUGUUUCGCUUGUCAGCAGUGUAAUCACAGGUAA